ACGCGGCCACGGACACAAGGAACAUGUUGCGCCAGGCUCUGUGCGUGGCGGCGCUGGCCGGCCUGGUCGGCGUCGUCCUCGGGGACCUUUUCCCAGUGCCGCGGCUCCGACUCGCCCCCGGACACCCCGGACUCGCGCCCCUGCCCGGCCUGCCCUCAGGCCUGCCCCUGCCCGGCGUCCCCGGAGUCUCCGGCCUGCUGCGGGAGCAGCCCCCGCCCGGCUUCGUCGGCGACGAGCUCCACGAAGGCAGCUCCUGCUUCAACCAGUUCCACAACAAGCGCGGCAUGUGCGUGCCCGUGACGCGCUGCCCGGGCGCCCGCGACGACCUGGACUCCAACAACCACCCCGAGAUCUGCUCGUUCGCGUGGAUGGAGCCCAUCGUGUGCUGCCCGUGCCCGGCGCGCGCGCCGCAGCAGCCCGCCGGCCUGGACCAGUCCGAGGACGAGACCAUCGUGUUCCCGCACCUGCCGUCGCUGCACGCCCCCGAGCACGACGAGCUGGCCGUGUGCGCUGAGGCCUUCGCGUACUCGUACCACCGGCCGAGGCCGCCGCGGCCCCCGCACCACAAGCCCUACCCGCACGAGAAGCCCUUCCACCCGGGACACCCCAGCCGGCCGCCGACCUACCCGUCCGCGCCGACCGACCCGUACGGCCCGGGCCAGGGUGUCCAGGGUGGCCAGGGCAGCAAGCCCCCGCACCCCACGUACCCGUACCCCAGGCCGCCUGCCAGGCCGCCGCCGGGCGGAGCACCCUUCCCGCCGCAGCAGCCCUACCCGUACCCCGAGCAGCCCGAGCGGCCCGAGCGGCCCGACGAGCUGCCGUCCGGCGGACUCGUCGGCAGCGGGCCCGGGCCCCGACCCCCCACCGGCGGCUACCCCGGCUACCCCGAGGAGCCAGCGAACCCGCCGCCAAACCGCCCCAUCCGGCCGCCGCAGCUGCCGCAGAGGCCGCCGACGACGAGCGCGCCCUUCCCGCCGCCCUACCCUCUGCAGCCCGGACAGCCCGGACAACCCCUGCAGCCCGAGGAGCCCGAGGAGCCCAUCGAGCUGCCAGUCAAGCCUCUGCCCACCCACCCGCCAGGCACGCACCCGUCCGUCCCCCUGGGGCCGCCGUCAGGGCCUCCGUCAGGGCCCCCGAACCGCCCCCCAGCCGGGUACGGCAACGACUACCGCCCAGAGGUGCUGCUGAAGCCCGCCGUGGCGCCGCUACCCGACGACUUCUACGGUGCCACGCCCGCCGUGCUGCCCGCCGCGGUUCCCGCCGUGCUGCCCGCCGAGGACACGCCAGUGUCGCCCACGUCGCCACCCACGCCAUCCACGACGGCGGCCCCGACGGCGGCCCCGACGCCCUCAACGACUGCCGCGCCGCCGACGCCGCCCCAGGAGGACGACCUGAAGGCGCCCACCACGACCAUGCCCGACGACGUGGUGACCGGGGCAGUCACGACUCUGCUGCCGCCGGACAUCCAGCUCCUGACGGACAACAAGAACUCCUUCCCUAGCAACGCCAGCUCCACCGAGCAGCCGCAGACGGCGACGCCGGCCUCUGAGGACCAACCCAAGCCCACUGAGGUGCCCGCGGUCCCCGCAGACGUGCAGCCUGUCACUGAUGCCCCCGCCGUCCCCGAGGACAAUCCGACCGCCGCCCCCGAGGGCGCUGUGAAGGACGCCGUCGAGGACAUCGCCGCGGCCACGACCCUGCCGCCGAACGCAGCCGCCAGCGACCCGGUAGCACCCUCCGAGGGGAACUCUGACGCCCCCGUCCCAUCGACAGACGCCCCCGUGCCCUCCACUGACGCCCCCGUGCCCUCCACUGACGCCCCCGUGCCCUCCACUGACGCGCCUGCCCCUUCCACGGACGUGCCCGCGACAGACAGCACCGAGGCCCCCGCCGCAGGACUCUAGCGACAGCCGAACAGAUCGUCAGACCCGUCCGCGGAUGUUGACCGUGACGUCACCAUCGCCCCACGGACGUUUCCCCGAUGACGAGAACGAAGCGAUACGCACCAACUGUGUUCCUACUGCACUGCAGACACAAAUGUCGUAGGUUAGCUUUAAUUUAUUCUAUUAAAACAAAAAGAGGAAAA
Molecule: messenger RNA, 2086 nt
Organism: Thrips palmi
Lineage: Eukaryota; Metazoa; Arthropoda; Insecta; Thysanoptera; Thripidae
Product: proline-rich protein 2-like
Exons: 2
Coding region: 24-1904 (626 amino acids)
Source: RefSeq, a predicted model, not a curated record